AUGGACGGACGCCACUGGAGAUGGCCACCGCCACAGCAACCGUCUCAGCCGUCGUCGUCCCAACCUCAAAACCCUAAUUUCCCCUUGCAAAACGUUUAUUCCCAAACUCCUGCCUUCACACAGCCUCAAAAUCCAUUUCCUUACCACCUCUGGCAACAUACCCCCAAUUUUCCUCCCAACUUUCCGCCGCAAAACUCUAACGUUCACCCCCCAAACCCCAACCCGAGCUUCUCCUACAAGCAGCAGCACCAGCAGAUCUCCACUCCAGCAACGCACUCUCAGGCUCGGGCCGAGAAGGUCGACGGGGCCGUCGCGAAGGCUCGGACCGAUCUUAUCGCCGCCGGAGAGAGCGUCUCGUCAUGGAAGGUCGCUCAGGCUGCGCUCGUGGCCCUCCAGGUCGAUUCGUGGGGCUCUUUGGGGUUUUCUAUGCAGCAAGUCCCAUCGCUUCAUAGUCUUAUGAUCACCGAAGGAAAGAUAGAUGCGUUUAUCCAUUGCUUUGUUGGUGUGCGGAGAAUCACUUCAGUGUACGAGUUGGGAGUGGAAAUCUGCAAGGAUGAAGGGAUUGGACAGUUUGAAGAGCUGGGUUUGGGCCCUUUGGCUCGACAUCCACUUGUUCUGCAUUAUUUCUCAGUGAAUGUGGAUACAAUUGAUAUUUUGAAAAUAACAACUGAGGAGAUCAUACUUCUACUUUCUCAAUUCCGAAAUCUUUGUAGUUCUAAAGAUGUUAAGCUUGAGGAAUUUUUAGAUUUUGUUGCUGAAAAGCGAUCAGUUGCCGGCAAGGAAAAGCUUGGUAUACGAAUUCUGCACUUUGGGAAACUCAUUCAUAACAUCCGGAAGGCUAGGAUUUUGGAAGAUACUGUCAUUUGUAAUCAUAACCAGGCACUUAAAGAACCAAAGAGAAAAAGAGUUUUUCGUGGCAAGCACAUUAGAUUUGCAUCAUCAAGCUCAGAGGAUGAACGUAGCAAUGAUUGUACAUAUGAAGAUGAUAGUGACUAUGUUACAGACGAUCAUGGUAAAUUCUCAUCACAAUCUGUCAAAUGUUCUGACAGAGUAAGUAGUUGUCCUUACCCUUCUGCAACUGAAGAGAUGAAACGGCUUGGAUUGAAAGGUGAAAUGAAACUGCAUCUGUCUCCAGCAAGUGACAGCCAAAAGCACCAUAAGAAUAUUGGAUCAGCUAAAAAGAAAGGAAGAAAUGAAGAACUAAGUAGCACUAACUCUGCACCCGCAAAACUGAAAAAGAUGGACAAGGUACGCCUUGAUGUUCUGCCACUAGAGAACGAGAAUGGUGCACAGGAGAAUAACAAUACGAAUGAAGAUGAUUUUUGCAGUAUUAAUGAAGAUAAGUUUUUACUAACCAAUGAAUCUUUGAGAAUGUUCAUUACAAUUUGGAAGGAGAGAUGUCGGGGAGUCAGUGUGGGUCAGGUAUUGAAGAGGAUGAUUCGUUUUUAUAAAGUUCAAUUCUUAAGGAAGACAAGAUCUAUUUAUUCAUCUUAUCCAUUCAUUGGAAUAUUAAACGUUGCUGUCUUGUCCAUCAAAUUGGGAAUGUGGGACAGCAUCUACGACACUGUACAAGCCGUCAGUCAAUACGAUUUAUCUAAGACACUGAUCAAUGAUGAUUGUGAGUAUGAGAGCAUAGAUGUUGAACCAAGUACAAAGGAUGUAAGAGUGAUUCCUGAACCUACGGCGGACCAUACACUUUCAGUUUCAGUUGAAGACGUUAUAAAGAAAGUUGCAGCAUAUCUCAAGCUUGAUGACAAUGUCUUUACAAAUGAUAGGACAUCUGUGGAAAAGAGAUUUAGCAUGUGGAAAAACCUUUCCAAUUGUCCGCAUUGGCUGGCAGAACAAUUUCGUGUCAAGGAAUUCAGAUCCCUUGGUUAUGGGGAUUUCACACUAUUUUUAGAAAAAUAUGCUUCUCUGCUACCAAAAGAGCUGUGCAAAUUCCUUACAGGUGACAUAAGUGAGAAAAGUCCUUUGGAGGUUUGCAUGAUGCACCAUCAAUUGGUUCUUUUACUAUCACAAGCUUCAAAUAAUUUAUGGGAGGAUAAAAACAUAACCAAGCAGGAUAUUUUUUCACUUCUUAUGAGGCAGUUUCCAUCCAUCACUUUCAACAUCUUAUCAAAUGGUUCUUUAAAUGAUUUCAUUAGCAUGGCGGUGAAGGACAAAAACGUCUCAAUUCCUAAAUCUAUUAUAUUCUCUUUAACACUAUGUACCACAACUAAUGCUCCAGAACUGUCAGCACGUAACAAGAACGGCCUACUGGAUUGCACUAAUAAUGAUCAAGAUAUCAGACCUCAUGAAUCUGUUACAUCCAAGGAUGCAAUUGAAGUCUUGCUAAAGGCACCAAUGUUGUCAGAUUUAAAUUUAUGGUCACAUUGGGACAUUAUAUUUGCUCCCUCACUUGGUCCUCUUGUGUCAUGGUUAUUGAAAGAGGUCAAAACGGAUGAAUUGUUGUGUUUGGUGACCAGAGAUGGAAAGGUCCUUCGGAUAGAUCCUUCUGCUACGGUUGACUCAUUUCUAGAAGCUGCAAUUCAAGGAUCCUCUCACCGAACAGCAGUAAAAUUGUUAUCUCUGAUCUCUGUAGUUGGGGGACAGAAACAUGUUCCCAUUUCCCUUUUAAAAUGCCAUGCCCAGCAGGCAUUUAAAGUAAUAUUGAAGAAUUCUCUAGAAAAUGUGGAAUUAAGUGGCUCUGGAUAUUCUUAUUUUAGUGGGAAAGUGUUGUGUGGAGAUGGAGAAUCACAGAGCAACUUGAGCAAAAUGAACAACUCAGUGUCUGCUACAUCAAAGUUUGUCGUUGAUUGUCUUCAUUAUAUACCUGCAGAGAUUCGUGCAUUUGCUGCUGAUGUACUUCUUUCAGGGAUGCAAUCUAUUAUCAAAGAUGCUGCUGCAGCCAUUUUACACGAGUGUAGCCAAACAGAUCAGCGUCUCAUGCUUCAUGAAGUUGGGUUAUCUCUUGGUGUGGUGGAGUGGAUCAAUGAUUACCAUGCAUUUUGUUCGACAGCCGUUACUGAUUUGUUCCCAUCUGAUGCUUUGUGCUUGAAAGCAGUUGGAAUUAAGGUAAAGACACGUUCAAAACGCAAGCAAGAUGUGUUGGACAAGUUUUCCACUGCUGAAGGGAACAAGAAUACUUCUGUCAGGACACAUAAGAAAAGCAAAAAACGUGCCUGCGAUUCUUCUGUGAUCAACAAUGUAGAAGCUUCUGAUGAUAAAAUUGUCUGUGGUGGCUCACUGCGUCCUUCUGAACAAAAGGAACAUGAAGAGGCAGCUCUUGUCAUUGAGUCUAUCAGGAGAGAUGAAUUCGGUCUGGAUCCAAGACUUUCAAACGUUGAGAGUGGCAUGCUAAAGAAGCAGCAUGCUCGCUUAGGGAGAGCAUUGCAUUGUCUUUCACAGGAAUUAUAUUCCCAGGAUUCACAUUUUCUUCUUGAGCUGGUUCAGAAUGCUGAUGAUAAUAUCUACCCUGAAAAUGUGGAGCCAACUCUGACAUUUAUUCUUCAAGAUUCCGGUAUUGUUGUUCUGAAUAAUGAGCAAGGUUUCUCUACCGAGAAUAUUAGAGCUCUCUGUGACAUUGGAAAUUCAACAAAAAAAGGAUCAAAUGCGGGAUAUAUAGGGCAGAAGGGUAUUGGUUUUAAAUCAGUAUUUCGGAUUACAGAUGCUCCAGAGAUUCAUUCCAAUGGAUUUCAUGUCAAGUUUGACAUAAGCGAGGGUCAGAUUGGUUUUGUUUUGCCAACAGUUGUACCUCCCUGCGACCUUGCUCUAUUCAGCAGGCUGUCAUCUAGUGGCAGUGAUCAGUUUGAUUUUAACCAGUGGAGCACUUGCAUUGUGCUUCCUUUUAGAUCAAGACCAUCUGAAGGAAACGUUAUGAAAAGUAUUAUGGCGAUGUUUGCAGAUCUUCAUCCAUCCUUGUUACUCUUUCUUCACCGCCUCCAGUGUAUCAAGUUUAAAAACUUGCUGGAUGAUUCACUCAUUGUCAUGAGGAAAGAAGUUGUGGGGGAUGGUAUUAUUAAUGUCUCAAAUGGAAAAGAGAAAAUGACAUGGUUUGUUGUGUCACAGAAAUUACGGUCAGAUUAUAUACGUCCUGAUGUACAAAUGACAGAAAUUUCAAUAGCGUUCACACUGCAGGAAUCGGCUAGUGGUGGUUACAGUCCACUUCUGAGCCAACAGCCUGUGUUUGCAUUUCUUCCUCUGAGAACUUAUGGCCUAAAGUUCAUUCUUCAGGGCGAUUUUGUUCUUCCUUCAUCUAGGGAGGAAGUGGAUGGGAGUAGUCCAUGGAACCAGUGGUUACUAUCAGAGUUUCCAGGUUUGUUUGUCAAAGCAGAAAGAUCUUUUUGUGCUCUUCCAUGCUUUAAAGACAAUCCUGGAAAAGCUGUAGCAGCUUUUAUGAGCUUUGUCCCACUUGUUGGGGAAGUGCACGGUUUCUUUUCUAGUCUUCCUCGAUUGAUCAUUUCCAAAUUACGCAUGUCAAAUUGUUUAGUUUGGGAAGGACGUAAUAGUGAAUGGGUUCCUCCUUGCAAGGUUCUAAGAGGCUGGAAUGAGCAGGCUCGUUCUAUUCUUCCUGAUGCUUUGCUUCAUGAACACCUUGGUCUUGGUUUCUUAGAUAAGCAUAUAGUUCUAUCUGAUGCGCUGGCAAGGGCUCUAGGUGUUGAGGAGUAUGGACCAAAAAUUCUGGUUCAAGUUUUGUCCUCCUUGUGUCGUACGGAAAGUGGCCUUAAGUCAAUGGGCUUUGGCUGGUUGUCCUCUUGUCUGAUUGAGCUUUACACAAUGUUGGUGCCUUUCUCUGGGAGGACUGCGUCGGAGUCUGAAGUAGGAUUAGAUGUUAUAAAUAAUCUUCAGAGAAUUCCAUUUGUUCCCCUCUCAAAUGGUACAUUCAGUGCAGUAAAUGAGGGUACAAUUUGGCUGCAUUUUGAUGCUUCAAGCUCUGGUUUUGAUGGUGAGCAUCGCAUCGAGUCUUUUCCAAAUCUAUAUUCCAAACUUCGAGUUGUAAGUCCUGAUCUCCUAUCUGCAUCAUCUGUUGAUGGCUCACAUAGUGAUUUGACUUUAUCUGACAAACUCACCAUGAUGCUUUAUAAAAUUGGUGUCCAAAAACUGUCUGCACAUGAAAUUAUCAAGGUGCAUAUUCUUCCAGCAAUAUCUAAUAAAACUAUUGCUGAUAAGGACAGGAAUUUGACGACGGAAUAUGUUUGUUUUGUCAUGUCCCACCUACACUCAAGCUGUUCUGAUUGCCAUGUUGACAGAGAGUACAUAAUGUCCGAGCUACAAAACAACGUUUAUAUUUUAACAAAUAAUGGCUUUAAACGACCUGCUGAAGUGUCUAUUCAUUUUAGCAAAGAGUAUGGAAAUUCUGUUAACAUAAAUAAGUUGAUUGGUUCUGUGGAUAUGAAAUGGCAUGAGGUGGACAUCUCCUAUUUGAAGCAUCCAAUAACCAAAGCACUCCCAUCUGGACAAGCGAAAUGGAGGGAAUUUUUCCAGUCAAUUGGGAUCACAGAUUUUGUAAAAGUAGUCCAGGUUGAGAAGACUGUUGCAGAAAUAUCUCAUGCUGUGUUGCAAAGUUUCAUGUCAGAGGGACACUCGAUUUCCCUUGGAUCAAUUGUUAAAGAUUGGGAAUCUCGUGAGUUGUUCGAUUUGUUAUCUUUGUUGACCAAGGUUGGAAUGAGAAAAAGCAGUGAAUACCUCUUAGAGGUUUUCGACAAAUUAUGGGAUUCUUGCUUUACUGAUAAAGCAACUGGUUACUAUACUUCUGAAUCUGUUGCGAGUAGUAAGCCUUUCAAGUCUUCAUUUAUAACCACCAUCUCUGAUGUGGAAUGGGUUGCAUCAACCAUGGAUGAUAAACUUCAUUGCGCUAAAGAUUUGUAUCAUGACUGUGAUGCAGUGCGUUCAAUUCUUGGCAUAUCUGCUCCAUAUGCUGUCCCAAAGGUGAAAAGUGAGAAGUUAGUAAGUGAUAUUGGGUUUAAAACUAAGGUUACCCUGAAAGACGUUUUUGAACUGCUAAAAGUGUGGAGAUGUAAUGCUCCAUUCAUGGCCAGCAUAACGCAAAUGUCCAAAUUGUACACGUUUAUUUGGAAUGAAGUGGCUGCUUCAAGGAAAUUGGCGGAGGAAUUCCAUUCCGAACCGUUCAUUUUUGUGCCAUACACAUUUUCUUUAAGGAAGGAGGAUGUGGUACCUGGUAUAUUUUUGUCACCUAAUGAAGUAUAUUGGCGUGAUUCAACUGGUGCUAUGGACCAUAUGAAAGAGUUGCAUUCUCAACACAGCUCAACAAAUGUGGCUCUUGGUCCUUUGAGCAAGACGUUACACGACAUCUAUCCUGGCCUUCAUGACUUCUUUAUUGAUUUGUGUGGGGUGCAUGAGAAUCCUCCUCUCCCUGCGUACCUCCAGAUUUUGCGGCAGUUAUCCAGUGUCACUUUGCCUUCACAAGCUGCCAAGGCAGUUUUUCAAGUUCUUUUAAAGUGGGCGGAUGGACUGAAUUCAGGAUUAAGUCCAGAGGAAGUUGUUUACCUGAAAAAAUCUCUUAAGAAAGCAGACUGUACAGUGCUUCCUACCUUGCAAGAUAAGUGGGUUUCUCUACAUCCUAACUUUGGUCUCGUGUGCUGGUGUGAUGAUAAAAAGUUAAAAAAACAUUUUAAGCAUGUGAAUGGGAUCGAUUUUUUGUCCUUGGGCAAACUGAGCAAGAAUGAAAAAGAGAUGCUUCAGACAAAAGUGUCUGUUCUCAUGAGAACUUUAGGGAUACCUGCUCUUUCAGAGGUUGUAAGUCGGGAAGCAGUAUAUUACGGUGUAGUAGACUCCAGAUUUAAAGCAUCAUUGGUGAACUGGGCUCUUCCCUAUGCUCAGCGCUACUUGCAUAAUGCACACCCGGACAAAUAUUCUCAACUAAAGCAGUCUGGAUUUGAUAUUCUAGAUUGUUUACAGGUAGUAGUUGUUGAAAAAUUAUUCUACAAAAAUGUUAUAAAAGGUUGCGGUAGUACAUCCGAGAAACGACUUGAGUCUUCUUGUCUUCUCCAGGGUAAUAUAUUGUAUUCAACCAAAGAUUCAGAUGCCCAUGCCUUGUUUAUGGAACUUUCUCGUUUAUUUUUUGAUGGAAAACCUGAAUUGCACAUGGCAAAUUUCCUGCACAUGAUCACAACCAUGGCAGAAUCAGGUUCCAGUGAGGGUCAAACAGAGUUCUUCAUCUUGAAUAGCCAAAAGAUUCCAAAGCUUCCUGAUGGAGAAUCAGUUUGGUCCCUUGCAUCUAUGUCUUCGUUGGCAGAUAAUGAUGAAAAAACUCAGACAAAGUUUGCUUCAGGAGCAGCGCAUGAGCAAAGUACUGCAAAACACAAUCAUUUCAAACAGAUGCAUGGAACUUCAAGUGGAGCAGCAACCACUUCAAACUGGCCUCCUGUGGAUUGGAAAACUGCACCAGGUUUUGACUAUGCUCGUGCAAAUGGUUUCAAGAUGCAACCACCGAUUGCACAGCCUUGUUUCAGCUCUCACUAUAUAAAGGAGGAUGAUUAUCUUACCAUUGAUGAAGCAGAUAUUGCAGCUCCGCUCUCAAUUGACAAUGAUUGGUCGAUCGAAGAUGAUUCAGGAGCAUCAACAGCUUUAGUUUUGCCAGACUCCAGCAAUCUGGAAGAACAGCGGGUCAACGCUUGUGAUGAAACUAAUCUUGAAGUGACUAGAGAAGUUGAUCAUGUUGGUUCAGAUUCUGCUCCCGAGUUACCUAAAUUAGGUGCAUCUAGGUUUCACAAAAAAGAUCAGAUUAGAAUUGGUAUACCCAAUGAACAAGGAAUCUUGACAGGGAGACUUGGCGAGCUUCUUGCUUUUAAAUACUUCAUUGGGAAAGCUGGUAAGGACGCCGUAGAGUGGGUUAAUGGAGACAACGAAACAGGGCUGCCUUAUGACAUAGUUGUUAAGAACAAAAAUGGUAAAGAGUUUAUCGAAGUUAAAUCAACCGUAUCUCCGAGGAAAAACUGGCUGAUGAUAACACCGAGAGAGUGGCAUUUUGCAGUCGAUAGAGGUGACGCUUUCAGCAUUGCUCACGUCGUCCUGUUGAAAAAUAAAGUUGCGAGGGUCUCUGUGUUCAAGAAUCCAGUAAAACUGCUCCAGCAGCGCAAGUUGCAGUUGGUCAUUGUGAUGCCUACAGAAAAGGAAUUCACCAUUGUCUCCUGAAGGUGCACACUGGGAUUUCUUCUUCCGUUGGAUGCUCUCAGAAUUAGAGCCUUUCUCCCAAUAACAGCAAUUCUCCAAUGGUUUUCAGUGCUUUGCACUUGUCCUCUCUGUUUUCAUCUGUGAGAGCACCAACUUCUAAUUUAACCGCACAAGGUUAGAUCAAAACGUGUCUACGCAAAUGUAGGCAAAUGUUAAAGUUAUCUUGUAAAGUUUAGUUGUCCCAAAUACAGAACAUAAUUUAUACAACUAAUAAAUGUAGAGAACCCAUUCUUUUUUUAAAUCUGGAAGUGAUAUUUCUUUUUGUUCCUCA
Morus notabilis is the source of this 8443-nucleotide messenger RNA. RefSeq lists its product as uncharacterized. Lineage: Eukaryota; Viridiplantae; Streptophyta; Magnoliopsida; Rosales; Moraceae. The coding region runs from base 1 to 8133 and encodes 2710 amino acids. The record is from RefSeq and is a predicted model, not a curated record. Gene Ontology annotation, biological process: leaf vascular tissue pattern formation; embryo development ending in seed dormancy; root development. The transcript is spliced from 15 exons. Gene Ontology annotation, cellular component: nucleus.